Molecule: messenger RNA, 957 nt
Organism: Penicillium robsamsonii
Lineage: Eukaryota; Fungi; Ascomycota; Eurotiomycetes; Eurotiales; Aspergillaceae
Product: cytochrome P450
Exons: 2
Coding region: 1-957 (318 amino acids)
Molecular function (GO): oxidoreductase activity, acting on paired donors, with incorporation or reduction of molecular oxygen; iron ion binding; monooxygenase activity
Source: RefSeq, a predicted model, not a curated record
AUGGUAUUGCAGAUAUCCGGUCGUGCCUUUUUGGGGCCAGAGGUUUGCGGCGACGUCAGAUGGAUUGAAGCAACUAUGGGAUAUCUGGAAAUGGGGGUUAGAACUGCUUUUGUCCUCCAGGUCUUUCCUCGCUUCCUUUUUCCGCUGCAGAGGUGGUUCCCUUUGUGUCGCAAAGUCCGGAAGCAUAUUGACAUGACAGGAACCAUUCUGCGUCCCAUAAUUGAAAGUCGUCGGGCAGGCGGAAAAUCGGCACAGGAUGCGAUCAGUUGGUUUGAUGAAGCAGCCGCCGGGGAAACGUAUAACCCUGUUUAUUCUCAGCUCUCCCUCUCCUUCGCAUCAACCCACACUACUGCCGAUACAAUGACCAAAGUCAUACUUCACCUGGCCGAAAACCCACCUGUGGUUAUGGACCUUCGAAAGGAAAUUAUCGAGGCAAUUACCAAACAUGGUGGAUUGACGAAGUCCGCUCUAUCUCAAAUGAAUCUAAUGGACAGCAUCUUGAAGGAAUCCCAGCGACUAGAGCCCUUAGCAUCAGCAACGAUGAACCGGGUGACGAGAGAAGAAGUGACCCUCUCAAACGGCCUAUGGAUUCCACGGAACAUGUAUGUGUUGGUGUCGGGCCAUCGCAUGAGAGAUGCAACCUUAUAUCCAGACCCGGAGAAGUUCGACGCAUACCGAUUCGUCAAGAUGCGGGAUAUUGAGAAGAAGAAAAGCGAUUGUGCAUACACUGCAGCCACGGUGGACCACAUGGGAUUUGGCUACGGGAAGCACUCUUGCCCUGGCCGAUUCUUUGCCGCUCAUGAGGUAAAGAUUAUCUUGUGCCACUUGGUCUUGAAGUAUGAUUUCAAAUUAUCAGAUGAUCAAGCACGUACGUAUAUGUUUGCCGGAUUCUUCACAUCCGCUGGGCCCGAAAACAAGCUUCUUGUUCGCAGGCGCGUCGAGGAAAUUGCACUCUGA